UCCUACAACAAUUUACGCAUAUAUACACACAGAUAUAGUAUAUAGAAGUGACAUAAUAAUUUAUAAUAAGAAAAAAAUUACAUACAGUAUCCACGCUUAUUUUUGUAUAUAUAUAUAUAUAUAUAUAUUCAACUUAACGUAUAGGAAGGAACCAUAAAAGCACAGAGAGCUUGUUACUUGGAUUUCAUGGCUUUAGAAAAUAUUGGGUACGUGGAGGCUGCACUAGGUGGGGCAGCGGUGGUAUACUUUCUGAUGGUGGUUCACCACUGGUGGCGGGACAGAAACGCCGUGAUCAUGGCUUGGCCGGUGGUGGGCAUGCUGCCGCAGCUUCUUCUAAACGCCUCACUCAUACAUGAUUAUGCUAAUGAAAUUUUGAAGAAAAGUGGGGGCACCUUUGUCUUCAAAAACCCUUGGUUUACUGGUGAUUCGGAUUUCAUUAUCACUUCUAGUCCAUCCAAUAUUGAACACAUCUUGACCUCCAACUUCGCCAAUUAUCCGAAAGGAGAAGAGUUCAGAGAGGUCUUCGACCCUCUUGGAGAUGGGAUUUUGAACGUUGAUUCAGAUCUGUGGAGACUUCAGAGAAAGAUGUUUCAGCUGUGGAGCAGACGACACAAAAAAUUUGUGUCGUUCAUUGCUAAGACUAUACACCAUAAGCUGGUGGAUCAUUUCAUCCCAUUUCUGGAUAAUCACUCUCAAACAGGACUUCAGGUUGACUUGCAAGAAUCAUUUCAGCGGAUGAUCACCUUUGACAACGCAAUUUUAUUGACUAUGGGUGUGAACCCAACUUCCCACUGGUUUCAACUCCCUCAAGUUGAGUAUCAGAAAGCUUUCGAAGAUAUGCAAAAGGCUGUGAUUCAACGACACAUACUGCCCCAGAGUUUUUGGAAGCUGCAAAGGUGGCUAAAAAUCGGAGGAGAGGCAAAGCUAGCUAAGGCUCGAAAAAUCUUUGACGAAUUCAUGUUCAGAUGCAUCUCACUGAAACAAGAACAACUCGCCAUGAACAGUAUUAAUAAUACUAAAGAAGAAGAUGAUGAUGAAGCUCACUUUGGUAUGCUGUCCAUUUAUUUGGAAGAAAAGGAGAAGCCCUACUCAACCAAGUUUCUAAAGGACGUGGCCAUGGAUUUUAUGGCGGCAUCCAGAGACACAUUCAGCUCAAGUCUCACCUGGUUUUUCUGGGUUGUUGCGACUCAUCCAACAGUAGAGACCAAAAUUAUUGAGGAAAUGAAACAAUAUUUAGAUCCUCGUAGCACUUCAUUUGGUGUAGAGGAACUGAAUAAGUUGAUCUAUUUGCAAGCUGCAGUGUACGAGACCUUUCGACUCUAUCCACCAUUACCAUUCAAUCAUAAAACUGCGGAUAAGGAUGACAUUCUUCCAAGUGGUCACCGUGUGAAGAAAAAGCAAAGGGUUUUGAUGUCGUUUUACUCAACUGGGAGGAUGGAAGAGAUAUGGGGCAAGGACUGCUUGGAAUUCAAGCCAGAAAGAUGGAUUACAGAGGAAGGAGGUUUUGUGUACGUACCAUCUCACAAGUACCCGAUUUUUAAUGGUGGACCAAGGACUUGUUUGGGUAAAGACAUGACUUUGAUUCAAAUGAAAGUGGCUGCAAUUACUAUACUUGCCAAAUACUCUUUUCAAGUGGUGGUAGGACAUCCUAUAUCUCCUAGUUUAACUGUCACCAUGGGCAUGAAAAGUGGGCUCGUGGUUAAGGUUUUAAAAAGAUGUAGUUCUUGAAAUCGAAAGAUGGAACGUAACGUACUAUAUAAAAAUAAAUAAUUCCAUCCUAGUAUUUAACUAGAUCUUAAGAGUGAGCUCUCUACUACUAAUAAAUAUUUUACCAGUUAGACUCUCA
Molecule: messenger RNA, 1846 nt
Organism: Humulus lupulus (European hop)
Lineage: Eukaryota; Viridiplantae; Streptophyta; Magnoliopsida; Rosales; Cannabaceae
Product: alkane hydroxylase MAH1-like
Exons: 2
Coding region: 187-1728 (513 amino acids)
Molecular function (GO): iron ion binding; monooxygenase activity; oxidoreductase activity, acting on paired donors, with incorporation or reduction of molecular oxygen
Source: RefSeq, a predicted model, not a curated record